AUGGUCGAAUUCACUCUUCAAAAGUCAGAGCCUGUUACCGGAAUAGUCCAUUCUAUUCACACUCAGAUCCCACCAAAGGCGUUUGAGUUUGUGGACUCGUCGUUCAAAGACAUCGUUUUGUUUGUGGGUGGUCUCACCAAUGGUAUCCUUGGAGUUGGAUACCUUCCAUUGCUGGCUAAGGCAUUGGCUCCGCUUGGGUUCGGACUUGUUCAAGCCCUACUAUCUUCUAGUGAUAGAGGAUGGGGAACGUCAUCGUUGAAAAAGGAUGCUGCGGAGCUUGCUCAGUUGGUGAAAUAUUUGCGAACAAAAGCGGGCAAACGCAACAUUAUCCUAAUGGGUCACUCAACAGGCUGUCAAGAUACAAUUCACUAUCUGCUCCAUCAAAAUCCUACUGAACCAACUUUACGGGUCAAUGGAGCCAUUUUCCAAGCCCCUGUAUCUGAUCGAGAGGCUUUUUCAAAUGAAUUGCCCGUAGAAGAAUUGGAUGCAUUGAAUGAAGAAGCCAGAGCAAUCUUGGAGUCAAAAGGACCUAACGAAUUGCUCCCCCAAAAGUUCCGAGAGUUGGCUUUCAAUACGCCUAUCACUGCUUAUAGAUGGCUUUCUUUGAUGGCCCAAAGGGGAGAUGAUGACUACUUCUCAUCGUAUCUUACAGAUGAAGAAUUUAGCAAUACCCUAGGAGCAAUUAAUGUUCCCUUUUUAUUACUCUAUUCUGGAAGUGACGAGUUUGUCCCUCAAACUGUUGAUUCGAACAAGCUGGUUGACCGUUGGAAGGCAAUAGUUCAGCGAAAUGGUUUGUCAGAUUGGAGUCAAUAUUCAGGUAUCAUUGAUGGAGCCACUCACGAUCUGGGCCCCCAAUCAGAUGCAGGUGUAGAUAGAGUCGUCAAUUUCAUCAAGAACCUCUCCUGGGAUAAGAAUUAA
Komagataella phaffii GS115 is the source of this 918-nucleotide messenger RNA. RefSeq lists its product as hypothetical. The record is from RefSeq and is a predicted model, not a curated record. Lineage: Eukaryota; Fungi; Ascomycota; Pichiomycetes; Pichiales; Pichiaceae. The coding region runs from base 1 to 918 and encodes 305 amino acids. The transcript has a single exon.